UCAUGUCAGAUCAACCUUUCAAAUAAAAAACCGAUAAAAAAAUAAAUAACAAGUAUAGCACAUCAUACAGAUUUAGCAAAAAAAAAAAAAUAUGUGUGAGGAAUAACAUAGAAAGAAUACAAUACACCAGUCACAGGGCAAACAAUAGAUAAAAAUCAGUUAUAAUAAUAGUUCACUUUUUGUCUGUGGAAAAUUAAGUGAUCAUUUCCUAAACAAAAAAAAAAUUUUUUUAACGAAUUUUUUUUGUUUAAAAAAUUAAAUGUAAUUAUUACACAAAAUAAUAUCAAAAUAAUAAAUACAUCAUCAUCAACACACGAAAAAAAAAUAAAAGAAGAAGUUACUCAUUUUAUCACAGUCAUUACAAGCGCAAUAAAAAAGUUUGUGUGUAACAACGAGCAGUUAGUGUUACUUUUUUGAGUAAUGAUUCAAAUUCAAUGAAUCGAAAGCACUUAAAUCGACAGUGGCAAAAAUUGAUUAUAUAAGUGUCCCGUUUAAAAUAUCCUAGAGGAUUAUUUUCAUUGUUACAUUUCGUGAAUUAGAAUUUUCUGUUAACGAAAAAAGACGGAUGUUCGCUCAAUAUCAGUUUCAUAGCAUUAUCCAUCAUAUCAGAUAAGGCAGCAGCAAAGCAAGGCAAGAGCGAAACCGACAAACAAUAAUCAAAGGUUUAUGUCGAAACAAGUACUGCCGUCGUUGUCGCCGUCAUCACAGCUUCACGCGAAAACGCAUCAUCUAGGUUACAUUUUAGCAUACUAUGCGGGAAGCUUUUCCCAGCUUGCCUUUUGAUACAAUUGACGAACACAAGGAAAACGAUACAAUCAUUAGUAAGGACGGUAGUGAGGCGCGUAAUAUCACGACCUCCAAACAACAAAUCGCCAUCAUCGGUUACAAUAACACCAUCACGCAAUCAACUUCUUCUUCUACCACAUCAGCGGCAGCAGCAGCAGCAGCAACUCGUACAGCAACGUCCGAUUAUGGAAAUAGUACCGGCACAAGCAAUGGCAAGGCUGGCAAUGUCGUCAUACAGCACCAACAAUCAGAGGGAUCAGCAAGCUCCGUGCCCGGCACGACAUCUGACGACAAGACGAACAAUAGCGGAGCUCCCGUGUCAGCGCUCCUUACACAUCUCCCGUUUCCAGGAGAGCUAGAAGAAUUACGUAACAUUUUACAUUUCCCCGAAGAAGUAGCACUGCGACUUACCGACUCGGAAUAUCAGCUCUUUUAUCAGGUUACUCCCUCGGAUUUUAUCAUAGAAGCACUAAAUGAUUUGCAAAAAGAGAACAAAGUUUCAUCGCAAUCUCUGGAAAGCACACAAGCAUUCACCGAGAUUAAAAAGAGAUUUGACGAAGUUUGCCUGUGGUCCAAAUAUACCGUCGUUUCGCAGCAAACGAUCGAGGAGAAGGCAGCAUGUUUCGCCUGUUUACUCCGAAUCGCAAUCACCUGUUGGAACAUUGGCAAUUUCAAUGCGUCUAAAGAGAUAAUUGAUGGCUUGAGAUCAAUUAAGCACGACCAGUUUUGGUUGUAUCUGCGUGAGAAGGGUGAAAUAUCCGUGUUUGAAUUCCUCGAAAACGCCUUCGAUACGACGAAUUACAUCAAUGCGCUGCAACGUGCCAUCGCGAUACCAACGUGUCGCGUCAUCCCGUACUACGACGUGUUCAUCCAAAUUCUCAAAACGAGCAUCGCCGCCGAAUAUCGGAGCUUCGUGGACUCGAUCAUGAUGUUGUCGCCGCGCAGUCCGAGCAGCAAGUCGCACGAAUUGUGGAAAGAAGAGGUGCGAAAAUGCCUGCCGGACGACGUGCACUUCAAUACGAAAAUUCUCGAGCCGUUGCGACGCGAAAAACACACGUUCCGAAGUAACAAUGUGGAUGCGCACACGGCAAUCGACAAAUUGCUCGCCAUCAAGCAUCAUCAGGCAGCGUUGACGAAAUUAGUGCCACAAAAUUUACUCGAUUAUUUGAGAUCCGAAUCAUAUCAGCCACGACAAGCGAACAAUCAGGCGGCAUCCCCACUUGACGACAUCGAAGAAGAAUACGAGGUUGAACUGGGUACAUACAAUCCGGUGCAGCCAAUUUUCAACGAUCACGGCAUUAGCAUCAUUCCCCUCUCAUCCAAAUGGAAUCCCGUGGACCAUCACAUACUGCAAGUGUUGCAUCAUGGCACCACUGCGGUGCUAUGGGAGCCCGAAAUCCCGGCGGAAAAGUCGUCUUACGUGUACCUGCGACUCGAACGUUCGUGCUCGGCGAUAUCGUGGCAUCGCGCUGGCUGGAAACAAAUAAAAUCACAACAAGAUUUUAAUCCGACAAUAAAUCCUGAAGAAAGUGUAGCUCAUCACGUAUCGAAACAUUUGCUGAACUACACCGACACAGAAUCAACGUACCAAACGUUAGAAGAGGGAUCACUCGACUUGAAUGCGGUGAAGGAAAUAUCAAUUGGGUCACGCAAUCAUGAGUUUGACGUGGAUAUCGUCGCUGCCGGGAGACGCUACGGUCUAACACAUGUUGAAUGCUGCAUAUCCGUGCUAUAUGGGAGUUCAAUUAGUGAUAAUCGCCUUUUGUGUAUAAUUUGUCCUCCGAUGUUGUGUCGUGUUUGGUAUGUUGGAAUUUCCUGGAUGCUGCGUGGCAUUAAGCGGCAACAAAAUUUAACGGAUCGCUCGCUGCUGUGGCUGAAGGAACUUUAUAUCCAGUUGUACUUUGAGAACAAUGGACAACCGCUUGUAGCUGAUGCCAUCAAGGCAUUCGGCGGCAAAGAUUGGAAACAAACAGCGAGUACGUUAAGUGCUGCAACGAAAUCGAACGAAGCCAUCGAUGUAAUACGGCGCGAAAACACGAUACGAUUGCGAAAGAAGAAAUCUGUCGCAAACAUCAUGAACACAAAUAGCAGUUCGAGUACGGGUAGUUCUCACGUGCUAAGCGACAUAUUGCCAAAAGAUGCCAAAACUAGGAGACGCGAGACAAAGGAGCUCGGUGAAAAUAUAUGGCAGAAAAUGAAAUUCCUGCGUGCUGGUUCUGUAGCUUACGAAACGCAAAUCGAUUUUAUGAGCUUUGUUCAGUUGUAUCGAUCUUUCAACAUUUCGGCUCGCAAAGACUUGCGUGACAUAUUUGAUCAGUUAUCGGUGACACGCAAGGCGAAGAUUGUGUUGUCCAGCGAAAAGAGUCGCAGCGCACCGGAACUCUGCCAUUUCCAGGGAAAACGAAAAAUCGGCCUCCUUACGCGUAACAACUCGCUCGAUUUGGAAAUUACCGAGUCAAAGUACACGCAAAAACGGAUUUUCGAUGAAAUUUGUUCAGCCAGUAUUCUAACUAAUUGUGCCGGAAUAGAUAUAAGCAAUUGCAACAAUCAUGUUAUCACACUGACAACGUUGAAGAAAUUUUUGGAAGUGCGACAGAUGGAAAUUAAGUCGGAAGAGGAAUUAAAAUUGAUUAUACAGCGUCACGAGCCGGAGCCUGUAUUGCGUUUAGAAAAUUGCUUAAGUUUCGAAGGAUUCGCUAGAUUUAUGAUGGACAAGGACAAUUAUGCAUUCAUAUCAGAACACAUUACGCCCGAAACCGCAACCAACAUGAAUUUGCCUCUGUCGAAUUACUACAUUGCUUCUUCCCACAACACAUAUCUCACCGGACAUCAGCUCAAAGGUGAAAGUUCGGUAGAGUUGUACAGUCAAGUUCUCCUCACGGGCUGUCGAUGCGUCGAACUUGACUGCUGGGAUGGCGACGACGGAAGUCCCCUCAUCUAUCACGGGCACACCUUUACGACUAAGAUAUCGUUUAGACAAGUAGUUGAAACAAUAAACAAAUACGCUUUUGUCAAGUCUCCAUUUCCUGUGAUACUGUCGAUCGAGAAUCAUUGUUCAAUGUCACAACAAAUGCGAAUGGCUCAAAUUUUUCAGUCCGUGUUUGGUGAUAAGCUUGUGACAAAAUAUCUGUUCGACACAGACUACAGUGAUGAUCCCGUUUUGCCUAGUCCUGCUCAACUAAAGUACCGAGUAAUUAUUAAGAAUAAGAAAUUAAUUGCGGAAGUACCACAAUCUAUAAGACCUUCAUCUUCUGGAAAACCAACUGCUUAUUUGGGAGGACGUACGAGUUCAAUUAUAUCGAAUACGAGUGCUGGAUCGCUGAAUGACGAUUUUAGUGAUGAUGACUACGAAGAAGAUGAUGAUUUUGAUGAAAAAUCUUAUCACUUCAAUUGGGGCAGUAUCGAUGAUCGCCAAUCGCGUCAAAGUUUAGCAUCAUCUUUUGUCAAUCUAACACCAACGAAACGCGGUGACUUUGACGACAAACCGAAAAAACGCAGUAAUCAAAUUGCCAAAGAGCUUUCCGAUCUUGUUGUUUACUUGCAAGCCAUCAAAUUUCGCGGACUCAAUCCUUACAUUGAGCAAAAGACGCAAUUAACUUCCGCACAAAUUGCUGCGAGUGCAACGCCAUCUCGCGGAUCACUUGUUACGGUCGGAAGUUUAUUGAAGAACUCGUCGGGCGAUUCGUUGACAACGGGCGGCGCCUAUGUUGCCGAUCAUUCAAGCGGAUACGAGUCAGAAAGCGGAACAACAAGUAGUGCUGGGCGAAAACACGCUGUGCCCAAUAUGUAUCAUCCGUGUUUCCAAUGUGCCAGCAUCAAUGAGGCGAGUGCCAAGAAGUUGUGUCGAAAGCAUCCGUUGGCGGUAAUUGCUCAUACGCGCACGCAAAUUGUACGAACGUAUCCUGCUGGCCUACGAAUCGACUCGUCAAACUUCAAUCCGGUGUUCUUUUGGGCAUUCGGCGUGCAAAUGGUUGCUUUGAACUACCAAACGGAAGAUGCCCCAAUGCACAUUAACAAGGCGAUGUUUGAGGAGAACGGGAAUGUGGGAUAUGUUUGCAAGCCGGAUGUCAUGUGGAACUCGAAACACUUGAUGUAUCGUCGCUUCAAUCCGCUGGAGAAGGAGUUUGAUGGACUGCAUACCGCUCAAAUCGUCAUAAACAUUGUGUCAGGACAAUACGUAAAUAUACAAAAGCCAACGUGUAGUGUCUACGUUGAAGUCGAAAUUAUUGGUAUACCUGUUGAUUGUUCAAAGAAGAAAACGAAAACUGUGAAGAAAAAUGCAUUUAACCCAAUUUGGAAUGAGACAUUCCGUUUCAAAGUUAACUUUUAUGAUUUAUCUUUUCUACGCUUUACCGUGAUGGAUUCCGAUUCGGGAUCGCUACUUGGUCAACGAGUACUUUCACUAAAAUGUCUGCGACCUGGAUAUCGGCAUGUACGUCUCAAAACAGCUACAAAUCAACCGUUGAACAUGUCCUCACUUUUCGUGUAUUCCAAAGUCGAGGAAGAAAAUUUCGAUCGGGUUGCCGGCGACAAUGAAAUUGUACAAUCAUCGAAUUUAGAAAACCUGUCAAUUAUCGAGGUUUUGUCGCAUCGCGAUAACACGGUAGCUCUGAAAAGAAAAAUGUUCUUCUUGACAGUUUAUGGCGUGAGUCAGGACGAACCGUAUCUCAUUCUAAAAAUAACGCAGGAAAGCACGACGCGCGACGUGAUUCUCCAAGCGCUUCACAAAGCUGGCAAACUCAAUCAAAAUCUCAAGGAUUUCGUGCUAGUUGAGGAAGUUCAUCGGGGAUGGGGAAAGAGUGAACGUCUUCUUCCGCCAACACAACGAGUUUUGGAUGUCGAUGAACGUCCCUUGCUUUCCCAGGCACAAUGGCGAGGCGAAGGUAAAUUCAUCAUAAAACAAAUCGGCACAGAUCCAAGUAGUAGAGCAUGGCUCACAAGCGUUCGAAACACCUUUGAACGUCGCAAUCACUUACCUGCAUCAAAUGACAGCCCAAACACCUCCACAGACCUGUCAUCGCUGGAAAAUGUCGAAAACUUUCUCGUUUGCAUCCAUAAUGUGUCGCAAGAUAUUCCUUACGCAAUACUUCGAGUUCCUAUGAAAGCCACGGCGCAAGACGUCUUGGCGCAGGCACUACUCAAAUCUCGCCGCAUGGACAAUCCAAAUAACUUUGUACUGGUAGAAGAAUUGGGAAAUCCAACAGAUUCGCAUUUCUCGCAGCGCCCUCUAUCCGACGACGAGAACAUCUACAUGAUCCAAGCCAAUUGGAAAGCCAUCGGGCGUUUCGUCAUCAAGGAACGCUCACAAAUUACGCCCUUUCCAACGCGAAAACAACGAUUCGAGAAACUCGGCAGGGGAUUUAGCUUGUCAAGACCAUCGCUGACGGGAUCUAUCGCAAAAACGCUGAGCGAUCCAACCACAAGUAAAAUUAACAAGAAAUCCGAUUCGAGUCAAGGUGCACAUCGCUUCUUUAAAUCGCGCGGCAAUCAAAGCAGUUUUGGCUCGUACUCGACAACGAGAAUACAAGAACGCGAAGUACACUCAGAGGGAGAAACGCUGAGCGACGAGGAAGCCAAAGAGACAGAUAUUAUCUCAACCAUGUCGCGACUCAAACGCAUGUCUAUCAAAAAACUUCGUUCGUGGAAAUCGUAA
Culicoides brevitarsis is the source of this 6439-nucleotide messenger RNA. RefSeq names its product 1-phosphatidylinositol 4,5-bisphosphate phosphodiesterase epsilon-1-like. The coding region runs from base 752 to 6439 and encodes 1895 amino acids. Gene Ontology annotation, biological process: release of sequestered calcium ion into cytosol; small GTPase-mediated signal transduction; lipid metabolic process. The transcript has 18 exons. Gene Ontology annotation, molecular function: phosphatidylinositol-4,5-bisphosphate phospholipase C activity; guanyl-nucleotide exchange factor activity. The record is from RefSeq and is a predicted model, not a curated record. Lineage: Eukaryota; Metazoa; Arthropoda; Insecta; Diptera; Ceratopogonidae.